This is a messenger RNA of Eremomyces bilateralis CBS 781.70, 807 nucleotides long. RefSeq lists its product as uncharacterized. The record is from RefSeq and is a predicted model, not a curated record. Lineage: Eukaryota; Fungi; Ascomycota; Dothideomycetes; Eremomycetales; Eremomycetaceae. Bases 120 to 713 code for a protein of 197 amino acids. The transcript has 3 exons.
UGCCUUCAGGUUGAUAUGAGAUAUCAGUUCAUAUCAAUUCCUCGUAUUUAAAAGAAUUGGCCUCCCUUUGGAAUAGCCGAACAAGUCCAUUCCUUUUCUAAAUCCAAACAACACCUACUAUGUCUGGCUACGAAGAAGAGCACAACAUCCCUAGGGGAGAAACGACCCGCGCUCCCCAGAACCGGCGACCCGAUCUCUCGACCUUCUACUCCAACCUCGAGCAGAUCGACACCUCCGGCGAGCACACGCCGCACACGAACCGCCAUGCCCAACCCCUCCCGCAGGACGUCUCCGCCGCCUUUCGCAACCUGGCCGACUUCAUGCGCAUCACCAUGGGCAGUAGCGGGGACGAUUCGGAUCCCGAAUGGCAGCAACUGAUGCUGCGGUUCCUCGUGUCGAUGGAGCGCGAUCCGCCGAAGGAGGUGCAGGGCGUUCCGGAUAACUUUCUCGACGAGCUGGAGCGCGUUCCGAAGUCGAGACUGAAGAAGUCGCAGGACUGUCCGAUUUGCGGGAAUCCCUUUUUGGAUGAUGAAUACCCAUUGGUCGUUCGCCUUCCAUGCCAUAAAGACCACCUUUAUGACCUGGACUGCAUUCGUCCGUGGUUGAAAGUCAACCCCACUUGUCCUUUAGAUCGGAAGGAAUUAUUAAAGAAGAAGCCUCCGCCACCUCCGGUAGACGACGACGAUGGCGAAUGGGAUGACUAUUACGCUUGAAGACGAUUGAUUCACGAGGCCAUGAGACGACCGUUAUCUAUUCUAGAACCCAAUUAACCUCCAUUUGCUCCAUAAACCGCCGAAAGUCACACGC